Messenger RNA from Prorocentrum cordatum, 2235 nucleotides. NCBI's taxonomy places the organism in Eukaryota, Dinophyceae, Prorocentrales, Prorocentraceae. The record is from the annotation of a GenBank genome assembly.
AUGGCGCCUGGCCAGCGCGACUGGCGGGCGGGCGGGGCUGGCACCAGCAUGUGGUCGCGGGUAUACCGGCCUGUUGCAGCCUGCUGCGUGGCCGGCAACGCGCUGCGGCUGGGCAUGCGCGCUGACGGCGCCCUCACGGAGGCCGCCGACACGGCUCUCGCGGCCGCUUUCGCGGCAGCCUUCGUGGUGGAGGCGGCCAGCGAGCUGCGGUACCAGGGAAGGGCCUACUUCAAGGGCGGCUUCGGCCGCCUCGCCUUCCUGCUGGCCGGGGUCGCCGCGGCGGACGCGUUCGCCCGGCUGGUCUUGCCCGCGGGCGCCCCCGAGCCGCUGGGCGCGCUCCUGCUGCUGCGACUUCCAGAGCUGCUGCAGCGGGGCACGGCCGCCGCGGCGCCGCCAGCGCGCCUGCGCGCGCCCACCGCGGCGCUGGCCGGGCUCCUGCUGACGGUGUACGCCUGCGGCGUGCUCUUCGUGGGCCUCUUCCGCGAGGUGGGGGCGGUGCCCGGCUGGCAGGGCGAGCCGUACUUCGAGACCGUGCCCCGGGCCGCGCUGACGCUGGCUGGCCUCGCGUCCCACUCGGGUUGGGCGGAGGUUGUCCGGCCAGCCGCUGAGGCCAGCGCUGCCGCCGGCGCGGUGCUGGCGGCAUACGCGUUGCUGGCCCCGUUGGCGUUCGUGGGCGGCACGCUGUGGGCCCUGCAGGUCCCAGCGGCUGAGGAGCCAGCGGUGGCACGCGGACCGCAGGGCGCCAGGGCCCCUGCGAGGGGCGACAGCCCUGAGAGCCACAGGUCCCCCUCGGGCCACGCGGCCCGCGGCGCUGCCCUGGCCCGCUCGCCGAGCGGGACGCCGUCGCGGAAUGGCCUCGGUGGCUCCGGCGGUGCGCCUGGGGCCCGCAGCGCCUCCGCCAGCCGCGCCACACCCGCGUGCCCGGCGAGGCUGCUGUCGAGGCCGAGGGCCUCCAGAUCUGGCAGCUGCCUCUGGCUGGAGGGCGAGCAACGGAUGGAAGCCGCAUCGCAGGCCGCAAGCCAGGUCUUCAAGCAGGCCGCCGCCGCAGGCUGCGGCGCGCGCGCUUCGGCAGAGGAGCUGGAGCAGGCCGGCGGCAAGGCCUUGGACAGGCUGCUGGAGUGCGCCGCCGUCCCGCCUUGGGUCGGCUGGCGCGGGCUGCACGCCGCCCUCGCGGGCGGCCCCGACGAGGGGCUGUCGCACGAGGGCCUGCUGGCCGGCAUGCAGGCGCUGCUCUCCCCGGACACCGAGCUGGAGCGACGCGUGGGCUGGCGGUUGGCACUCUGGAGACUCGAGGUGGAGCUGCAGGCGCGGCAGGGCAAGUCGCAGAUCGCCCUGGAGCGACGUGGCUGGGCGCAAGACCGAGGCGCGACGCUGGGCGUCAGCGAGCAGCAGAAGCCCCCACUCCUGCUUGAAGCGGCGGCGCCAGACGACCAGCGCGGCGCGCAGGGGGGGCCUCCGCACGAGCUGCCGGUUGCCGGGAAGCUGCCAGAGUGCAAGCUGCAGCGCAGCGGCGAGGAGGCGGGCAGCUCCAGGCUGCUCCUCACGCCCACGCCCAGCCGCCAGAAGAGGGGCCGGCCCAGCCCCGGCUCGGGGACCUCACCGCUGCGCGGCGCCGAGCACCUCGAGAUGCCCGCCGACGUCCGCCUCCGGGUCGCGCCGCCGUGGGGCGCCGAGCAGGCGGCCGCCGGCACGCCGGCUCAGCCCCCCGAGGCCGCCCCGCCCGAGCGCCCGCGGGGCCCGCGCCUCGGCUGCCCGCCGGCGGCCCACGCCCCAGCGGCCGGCCAGGCCUGCCCGCGGCCCCGCGCGAGCACGCGAGCCCGCUCCCCGCCAGGCGCCCCCGCGGCGUUCCCUGGCACGCCCAGCGACGACUCGACCAGCGGGUCGGCUCCGACGACGCCGCUCUCCAGCGCGCGGGCGGGUCCAGAGGGCCUCGCGCCGGCGACGCCGCCGCCGUCGGCGCCGCCGCCCUCGGCGCGGCUCGUCGCCGCGGCGGAGGGCCCCGCGUCGUGCGCGGAGCGGUGCUGCUCGCCCAGCCGCCGCGGCGGCGCCGAGGCCGCGGCAGUGGCCACGCCGCCGAGGCCGCCGUCGCCCUGGGAGGUGCCGCACGAGCCUCCGCUCGGGGGGGGGCCGCCGGCGGCGCCGCCGCGGACGAACUCGACAGCGGCCCCCGCCACCGCCGCCGCGGCGCUCGCCAGCCCCGCCGCCGCCGCCGCGGGCGCGUGGGCGGCACCGUCG